This is a messenger RNA of Solea senegalensis (Senegalese sole), 9486 nucleotides long. It is a transcript of the gene nsd1b, whose product is annotated as nuclear receptor binding SET domain protein 1b. Bases 180 to 8057 code for a protein of 2625 amino acids. The record is from RefSeq and is a predicted model, not a curated record. Gene Ontology annotation, biological process: regulation of DNA-templated transcription. The transcript has 24 exons. Lineage: Eukaryota; Metazoa; Chordata; Actinopteri; Pleuronectiformes; Soleidae. Gene Ontology annotation, molecular function: protein binding; histone H3K36 methyltransferase activity. Gene Ontology annotation, cellular component: nucleus; chromatin.
GGAGGGGGGAGUGAGUACGUUUCACAGGAUCCAGGCCUAGCAGCAGUGUUGCCGCCGGGACUCUCUCCUCAUCCGCUCUCACUAAAUCGGAAUUUGGCACCUUAGAACGCCACGAUGAGCGCGGCGCGGGUCAGGUUCGCCGUGGGCGACACCGGAAUGGGAGGAACCAUGCCAGCAGCAUGAGUGGGCCUCAUGGAGGCCCUGGAAGGGAGACACGUCAGUCCAGCUGCCCUUUGACCUCUGGCCAUGACCUCUUCACCCACUCGUGCUCCUCCAGACAUCAUGACCACAGACUCGGCGUAAGCAUGUCUGCCGCUGCCUCGUCCCUGAAGCAUGCCUCCGUGUAUGGCUUUGCACAAAAGGAGCACCCCUCCUCCUCCUCGUCCUCCUCUUCCUCCUACAGCCCUUUGAGGAGGCUGCAGCACCUCACCAGCAUGGUGAGCAACCCUGACCUUGUCCUGCCGGCGAGGGAGCCGGAGAGGAGCUGGGACUGGGGGACACACAGGAGGGAGAGGGAGAGGGGGGAGGAGCAGCAGAGGGACUCCUGGGCCGAUUGCUCCAGCAGGCGUCGUCCUGUGACCCAGAACACGAGUAAAGAGGAGAGCUUUGGUCACGGUCCUGCUCCAUCAAAACAACCCGAGGUCCAAACUGGAAGUAAAGACACGCCGGCGUCCACUCAGAGUGAUCCUGUCCCCACGGACAAAAAGACAGAGGGACAUUUCUCAGGCCCGCCGAGCCCCGCGUUCUCUCUCGACAGCAACAGUCCCUUCGCUAAUGGCUUCCUCCAUUUUGAGUCCUCUCUGUUUGAGGACGACGACGUGGAUCGAGCGCAAGAGACGAGGUCACCCGUGGACGCCUUCCAGGACAAACACGAGAGGACGGAGAACGUUCCUCAGCCCGCUCCUGGAGAUCUAAACGUGAACUCUCAGGACGCUACAGCGUCGGCGGGAACCAAGGUCGUCACGCGCUCGCAGUCGUCUGGUCAACGCCGGAGAUACUGGGACGGCUCGGAGGACGACUGGGACAGCGACACUGACCUCUUCCUGUUUGUGGACAGUCCCUCGCAGCAUUCAACGCAGCAGAACAGCCUGAAGAAAAAGUCUCUGCCGCCGCUGAAGUUUUUAGAGGGCGAGAUUAUUUGGGCAAAGUUCAACCGACGACCGUGGUGGCCCUGUGAGGUGACCUCUGACCCCGCACUGGGGAUCUAUCACAGAGUGAAAGAGCCCAGCGAGCGUCCAUGUCGCCUCUACCAUGUGCGGACGUUUGGCGAGUCUGUGGAAGAAGUCUGGGUGGAGGACAAAUCAACUCACUCUUUCCAUGGAGGCUUUGAGUUUGAGCAGCUACUGCGGCGGAGAGGGAAGCAACGAGAGAAGAACAAUAAAUACACUAUUGCAAAGCGUUUCCAGGACUCGUGGAGGUUAAGCGUCGCAGAAGCUGAGUCUAUCCUCCCACUGCGACCCAAAAUGGCUUCCCCUGUAUCUUCAGCCGCAGAUUACGCCUUCCAGUUCAGUUCCUCCGUGGAGAGAGAGGACAAGGCCCUUCCAACCCUUUCUACAUGCACUUCGCCCGUCUCCGCUCCCCCUGAGACGUCACAGCGAGUCGUCAAUGGAUCCGUUUCAUCCCCAACGACACCUCCAGCAAAGCCAAGCACUUUACAGAAAUCUUCUGGCAAGAAGAAACCGAGUAAAUCAAUAAAAGACAUGAACAGUAAAAAGUCCAAAAAGAUCUUUAGAAAUAGCCCGGACGGAUCUGACGCCUACAACGAAGAGUGUCCGUACUCCGACCUCGACUCAGUCCCUAAGAUUUUGUGUCCUAAAGCACUCGAGCGGCAGCAAAAACUGGCUCCGCCUCAGUCGUCUGUGACAGUCGUCAAAGAGGUGAAGAAGCAGCCGGAGAUCCAGAGUGGUCUUUGGUUCAGUAAAUCAGGCAAAGACAGGCGGCCGAAAACAACCAGUUCAGUGCCAGACCGCACUCUGUUCAGCAAGGCGUCGUGUAAGAAGAAGAACCUUCCCGUCGUCGGUAAGAAGACGGUGGUUCCCGGCGUCUCGUCAGCUGUCGGUGAGCCGUCAGUGAUGCCAGACAAACAGAAGCCUGCUGAAGCAAAUCCUCCUCCUGUGCCGUCGGGACACUCGACGAGUAAAAACACCUCUGUUUCCAACGGGCCUGUCGGUACGACCAGUGGCCUUCCUGACCAAUCAGAACCUUCAGAAAAGCACAAGUCUCCGAGCUCUGCUGAGACUGCCGUGCUGUCCCGGUCGAGACACUCAAAGUGUCUGCAGACGCUCAGCACUACAACGAGCGCUCUUAUUGGCAAAUUGUCAGACCAGUUUGGAAGCUUAGAUGUUAAAAGUUCUCAGGAGCCCAGCAUGAAAAUCAGCUCUGGGGUCCAAACUGGGUGUUCACAAAGUGUGAAUGUGAGUGUCAGUCAAAGUAAAAGUCCGGACACGAUAACCAAGAAAAAAGUCACUUUAGUUGACAGGGUUUCCAAUCAGCCAGAGAAAAAGGACCGUAGCAAAACCCCAGUGCCCAACGCUGUCACCCCUGACCCCAUGUCAAUCCUCGAGAAGCAAGCGAGUCUGGUCUCCAAGUGCAGGCUCCCGUAUGUCAAAUUAAUACGCAGAAACAUAGAGGAUAGCAAGUUCUUCAGUGCCAGAGUAACCCUGAAACCCACUGAGCAAACGGCAAACACAAGCACUGAAAAACCACCAGACAAAGACAAUAAUGGGACUAAAAAAUCCUCCAGGCGUCCGUCGGACAGAGCGGACAGCAAAACAAGCGUCCCCUUAGAGAAGAUCCUCAGUUCAGAGAAGAUAAAGGUUUCAGUGGUGAAGUUAAAAACCUGCGGGGACAACGGAACGUUCCGCCUCUCGUCAGAAUCAUCGCCGGAGAAAAGUGUCACGGUCUCCACUGUGGAGAGUGUGACUGCGGAGGAGUCGGGGAGCGCAGAGCUGGAGAGGGAACCAGGUUUAAACGUAAGCCCGAGGAAUUCUAAUCAGUCAGAAAGUAAGAAACUCGCUCCCUCUAAUGCAACGAACACGACUUCCGACCACUCCGACAGAACAGCAACGUCUGACACCGGUGCAUGUGAUAGUAAAACUGCUGCUCCUCAGAAGCCAGCGAGAUGUUUGGACGGAGAAAAACAAAAGGUAAAGGAAAGAGAGGAAGUAAAACUGCAGACGCCAACAGCCGUGACGCGCCAAGAACAAACGAACGACAAUCAGAAGCAAGGUCGUUCAGAAUCCACGAGUGCAAAGGUUUCUGAAGACCCGACCCCUGACAAAUCCAAGACCGUUGUCCGCACGCAAUCAAAGCAGGUUCCACAGGAAGUACAGAAAGUACCGGUGCAGCCUGCUCACCUCCCAGCCAGCGGUCGCUUGAUGACCAGAGCUCUGAAGGCCAUGCAGGAGGUGGAGCAGAAGAAGAACAAGAAGGGGAAAGCUCAGCAGAAAGAAUCCUUAGAUCCACCGAGAAAAGCUGAGGAUUCACCAAACUCCAACCGGAGUCUAAAACCCAAACACAAGCUAAGCACUAAAGUAAAACCUGUGAAAUCGAAGCUUAAUAAAAACACUGAGUCUGAUCAGGACACACUCUCCAGCUGUAGCAGCCCCAAUUUAACGUCCUCCAGUUCCGCUGACGUUGACACCGACGUCAAAAGCGAAGAUGAAGACCACUCGAUAUCCUCGACGCCGCCGAUGGACUUCAUACCCCUCACUUCUUCGGUGAAGGCGAAAAAGGAAGAUCACGCCUCUGCCAAAAGGUCGCCGUCCUCGCCUCCCUCACCGUUCUCCUUCAUGAACGCCUUUAAAAGUGUGAAGGAGGUUUCCUUCCAGUCUGUGACGAGCGAGGGCCACGGCAAACCCGUCUCCUUCACGCCAAACUCCAACUACAAGUUCAGCACUUUCCUCAUGAUGUUGAAGGACCUGCAUGACACCAGAGAGCGAGACGGGGCCCCCUUUGAGCUGGACAUCGGGCCCCCGAGUGCACAUGUGAAGGAGGAGCCGUCAGUGAUGCCUCCUGAGGUUAAACCUGCGGGGCAAGAUGUUAAUAACAAUUCAAAAUCAAGUCCAGACAAAAUCAUCGUCACACACUGUGAGGACGGCAAAAGUCAGAAGUUGAAGCGGCCGUACAACAGAAGGAGCUGCGCCGGAGUCAAGAAGAGAACCAACCACAAAGUGCCUUGUUCUCCUGCCAGGUCUGGACCUGGUUUCCCCGGCCUGGAGUCCUCGCCCACCCUGGACUCUUCAUCAGGACUGGACUGCUCCUCGAGGGUCCAGUCGUUGUUGGGCAUGCAGGUGAGCGGGUGGGAGAACCGGGCCGGAGCUGAUGAAGAAGUGGCCCGCGGGGAGGAAGUGGAGGAGACGUGGAGCAGAGUGAGCGAGAAUCUACAGAACAUGAUGACGCCUGUGGAGCAGCAGCAGCAGCAGCAGCAGCAGUCGUCUGACGCGAGGCUGGGUCUGGAGACGAGGAAAGGCCUCGCUGGAGACCGCAUGAACGAGACCAACACGAGCUUCACGCACAUCGCCAGAGGACAUGAGAAGUCUCCAUCAGGAGCUCACAAACGAAUACGAAAGCCAAGCAAGAGGCUGCUGGAGUGGACGGGCGAGUACGAUCAGAUUUUCUCCACGAGGAAGAAAAACAAAAAGCCUCUUCAGUCGCUAGAAAAGAGCGCUGAACCUCUCACGUCCAUGUCUGGACACGCGGGACUGGACAAGAACUCAUCACACGACCACUCGUCCCUGAACUCACUUCCUGAAAUCCAGACGCCACCUCCGGAGGAAACUGGUGCAACAACAACAACGACGACAACGAUGUCCCCGGAACUCCAGAUUCCCAACACUGAAGACGCGUCAUGUCCCCGAGAUACACCGGUGCUGUCCAUCGACACGCUGACCCCCCCGCCUGAAGCUGAGCCCACGCCCUCAGACCGCCUUGUCAAAGAUUACACAGGUAACGCUCCACUGCUGGAGAGGAAGAGGAAGAGGAAGCCCACGCAGAAGAUCCUGGAGUACUGUCUGGAGGCCGAGGCUUCACCGGUCCCCAAGAAGAAGGUCAAAACACUAAAAGCCACUUCAAACCCCGCCCCUCAGUCAGAUUCAGGACCACCACCUUUAAAACUGAAGAGACAGCAGCUGACGGCGUUUACACCAGCGACGCAGGAGGAUUCUACUGCUCCGCCCGCGCCCUCCAUUCAGACCACACUCACUCCUGUCACUCCUGUCACUCCUGUACCUGCUGUCCGUCCUGUGACUGUCACUCCUCCUCCUCCUCCUCCUCCACCUCCACCACCACCACCUGAACCCAGGCCUGUGGAUCCAGAGUCCGCCGACAUGGACGCUCCUGAGCCUGAGGACAGAAACUCUCAGGAGGUGAAGAAGGACGCAGCAGAAUCAGAGGGCGACUCGUCCAGCCUGGACCACAGCUUCUCCUCCAUGAAGGAAGACUUCUCGCUGUGCGACGACCCACGUUUACCCUCGAGGAAGAUCAUCGGAGACCGAGGUGGCCCUGCCUCCAUGAAGGAGAACAUCUGUCAGGUGUGUGAAAAGACAGGGGAGCUUCUUCUCUGUGAGGGUCAGUGCUGUGGAGCUUUCCACCUGGCCUGCAUCUCUCUGGCUCAGGCACCAAAGGGGAAGUUCAUCUGUCCUGAGUGCACAUCAGGCAUCCACACCUGCUUUGUGUGUAAAAAGCGCAGUGAGGACGUGCGGCGUUGCAUGAUCCCCGUGUGUGGGAAGUUCUACCACGGCGAGUGCAUCGCCAACUACGCCGCGACGGCGCCCGUGAACCGAGGUUUCCGCUGCUCGAUCCACGUGUGCCUCACCUGCUUCAUCGCCACUCCCAACAGCGUGUCCAUCUCUAAAGGUCGUCUGGUGCGGUGUGUGCGCUGCCCGGUGGCUUAUCACGCCACAGACCUCUGCAUGGCGGCCGGCUGCGUCGUCCUCUCCAACAACAGCAUCAUCUGUCCCAACCACUUCACUCCCAGACGCGGCGUCAAGAACCACGAGCACGUCAACGUCAGCUGGUGCUUCGUUUGUACGGAGGGGGGCAGUCUGCUGUGCUGCGAGUCCUGUCCUGCUGCCUUCCACCGAGAGUGUCUCAACAUCGAGAUGCCUAAAGGCAGCUGGUUCUGCAACGACUGCAAGGCGGGGAAGAAACCUCGCUUCAAGGACAUCCUGUGGGUGAAAGUGGGGCGUUACAGGUGGUGGCCAGCAGAGGUCAGCCAUCCCAAAACGAUUCCAGAGAACAUCCAGCGCAUGAAGCACGACGUCGGUGAGUUCCCCGUCCACUUCUUUGGCUCCAACGAUUACCUGUGGACGUACCAGGCCAGAGUCUUCCCGUACAUGGACGUGGACGCCAACAGCAAAGAGAAAAUGGGGAAAGGCGUCGACGCCACCUACAAGAAAGCUCUGGAGGAGGCGGCCGUGCGAUUCCGAGAGCUGCAGGCAGAGAAGGAGCUGAGGCAGCUUCAGGAGGACAGGAAGAACGACCGGAAACCUCCUCCGUACAAACACAUCAAGGUGAACCGACCGAUCGGAAAGGUCCAGAUUCUGACGGCCGACCUGUCGGAGAUCCCGCGCUGUAACUGCAAGGCCACAGACGAGAGUCCGUGUGGUCCGGACUCAGAGUGCAUCAACCGCAUGCUGCUGUACGAGUGUCACCCACAGGUUUGUCCGGCAGGAGAGCGAUGUCUCAACCAGGCGUUCAGCAAGCGUCAGUACAGUCAGGUGGAGAUCUUCAGGACGCUGUCGCGAGGCUGGGGACUCCGCUGCGUCCACGACAUCAAGAAGGGUCAGUUUGUGAGCGAGUACGUGGGGGAGGUGAUCGACGAGGAGGAGUGCAGGUCGAGGAUCCGACACGCUCAGGAGAACGACAUCUGUAACUUCUACAUGCUCACGCUGGACAAGGACCGGAUCAUUGACGCGGGGCCAAAGGGGAACGAGGCUCGCUUCAUGAACCACUGCUGUCAGCCCAACUGUGAGACGCAGAAGUGGACGGUGAGCGGAGACACUCGCGUGGGACUGUUCGCUCUCGUGGACGUUUCUGCAGGCACAGAACUCACCUUCAACUACAACCUGGAGUGUUUGGGAAACGGGAAGACGGUGUGUAAGUGUGGAGCGUCCAACUGCAGCGGCUUCCUGGGCGUCAGGCCUAAGAACAACCCUCCGUCUGAGGACAAAGGUCGGAAGCUGAAGAGGCGAGGACACGGGAAGAGGAAGAGCAAGGCCGUCGUCACCAAGGAGAGAGAGGACGAGUGUUUCAGCUGCGGAGACGGAGGACAGAUGGUGUCCUGUAAGAGACCGGGAUGUCCUAAAGUUUACCACGCAGACUGCCUCAACCUCACCAAGAGGCCUGCAGGUCGAUGGGAGUGUCCGUGGCACCAGUGCGACAUCUGCUUCAAAGACGCGGCGUCCUUCUGUGAGAUGUGUCCGAGUUCUUACUGUAACCAGCACCGCGAGGGUUUGCUCUUCAUCUCCAAGCUCGACGGGAAACUGUGCUGCAGCGAACACGACCCCUGCGGGCCCGACCCGCUCGAACCGGGGGAGAUCCGCGAGUACAAGCCCGAGCCCAGAGCCCUGACCUCGGGUCUGGGCAUGGCCGUCAUCCCGUCCGCUGCUCCGAACACAACCGCCGGUCUGAACCCGACCACCAGGACCAGGCUCCGGGAGAUCGGCGCCGGUGCUGGACCUUCUGAGUCAUUUCCUGCUUUUUCCAUCCCAGUACCCAUCACCAUUCCCGUGGCUCCUCCCCCCAGCAGCUCUGAUCCUCCCAGCAGCCCACAGAUGUUCGACCUCCCACACUACUCACCCAUCUCUUCUUAUGAUGAGGAGGAGGAGGAUGAGGAGGAAGAGGAGGAGGAGCUGUUAGGAGAGGUGGAGGAAGAGUUAGAAGACGAUGGUGAAGUGGGGAGGCAGAAAUCAGACCGCCGCGACGACGAUGGAGAGGCGGAGGUGGAAGAGGUCGGGCUGGAAUAUCUGGAGAUUAAAGAGGAUGAGGAGGACGAUGAGGAGGAGGAAGAAGAUGAGGAGGUAGAGGAGGAGGAUGAAGAGGACGAGGAGGAUUAACAGACAGUAUAAAAAUAUUAUUUAUGAUGGCACAGGAAAUGGAGAAGGCGUAGCAGUGAGGAAACCAACAACACUACAGGAGUGGUAGCAGUGCGUCACUGAGCGUCCUGAGAUGUCACUCGCCGGCUCAGUGACUUUGCACAAACCGGCUGCACCUUUAUAUCAACAGACAAAAUCACCCACGACAGUGCGUUUCACUCCCGUUCCUGCAUUUUUCACCAAGUUCACCUGCUGGUCUGGUCUGGUUUUCCCGUGAGGUCGUAGUUCACGUUUCAUGUUCGGGCUGGGUGCAAGAAUAUAGAUUUUUCCAAUUCAUAAAGUCCUGAGAUGGAUCGUUCUCACAUCACUUCCUGUGUCCUCUAGUCAUCGAUGGUGUAGAAGCAGAAAUACGUCACUGAGAGCGCAUGGAUGCAGACUCACGGCACCCUCUGCUGCACUUCUAGGCUGGAUAUUUGGAACAUGUGACUGUGCUGUAGAGUUGCACUGUGUGGUCCAACUUUUGUACAACUUGUAGCAUUAGAUCUGUGAAUAUCUUCUUUCAUCAUCAAGCAAAACAUUGAUAUGGAAACUGAAAUCUGCCCCAAAAAAGGACUAAGAACUCAAAUCAAAUCAGGAAAAUCAGUCGCGAUGCCCCGCGUGAUUUCAGUGACUGUUCUGUGGGUGGAGCAGGUGACCUGCGGAGGCUUCAUGUAGCUGCUGAGUGUGCGUUUGUUACAGGAAAGAACUUCUGCAGCGCGCGCUCGUCGACAGACCCGCGUGUCGUCGUGAUGGUGGCUGUGUUUUAAAAAGAAAACAAUCACUGUAUCUGGACUGGAGUGGACUGGACUGACACGCGUGUGUUUAGGGUUCUAUGUGACGCGCGUGCUGCCGGUGACGUCAUCUUUCCUGCAGGUGUGCACAGGUCGCCUCGGUCGUGAAAAUCUUCUCCACAACAUUUCAUGCCAAAAACGAGAGAGGUCCUUAAAAUGACAGCGAGUUACUGUUUGAGUGAGACUAGAAAAGACAGUAUUUAUUCCAUCAUGGGACAGUGACACUGUACGAUCAAGAGAUUAGAAGUUUUAUUUCCUCUUCUGACGCACAAAUGAGGGGGCGAUGAUGUCAUCGCUCCCCUCUUCUCAUUCUCGACUCGCUGACGGGGGGAACGAAGGUCGUGGGACAGAACGAUGGGACUGCCGCCAUGAUGCUUGCACUUCUGUAUGUGUUCUUACCACGUGUUUAACUCUACAAGCUUAUAAUAUUGUGUGUGUGUGUGUGUGUGUGUGUGUGAUCUGCCAACGCCUUAGAGUGUGUUUCUGAGGAACGCUUCGGCAUCUGUGAGAGCCGAGGCCUUUUUACAGCGAUGUGUCAUCCCAGUGUAAUUAUGACCGGUUAGAUCUUCAACCAUUGACCUGUUAACUGCUAUAUAAAAAUAUAAGAUGUUACAAAAUAA